Melanaphis sacchari is the source of this 2455-nucleotide messenger RNA. Its product is annotated as N-acetyltransferase ESCO2-like. The record is from RefSeq and is a predicted model, not a curated record. Gene Ontology annotation, biological process: mitotic sister chromatid cohesion. Lineage: Eukaryota; Metazoa; Arthropoda; Insecta; Hemiptera; Aphididae. Gene Ontology annotation, molecular function: protein-lysine-acetyltransferase activity. The transcript has 10 exons. Gene Ontology annotation, cellular component: nucleus; chromatin. Bases 153 to 2258 code for a protein of 701 amino acids.
CAGUGAUUGAUUAGUAUUUGGUAGCGCGUAGAACUGAAUAGUGAAUAGCUGAUGGCUGUCGUGUAUUACUGAAAUGCUUAUUAAUUAGUAAUACGUACUACGUAGUCUGGUAGUGUAGUGGAAUUGAAUAAGGUUUAAGGUCCGACGUUAAAAUGUUUACUUAUACAAAUCCUCGUAAGUCUCUUCGGUUAAAUAAAAUUGAACCAUCGCCAUUUUCAACAAAUCGAAAACGUAGAUUAUUUUCUGAAAACAAUUCAGAUGAAAAUAUCUCUCCUUCUAUGGUUUAUGAUCCUGAGCAUGCUUUUUCUGAAACAUCUUCAAAUAUAAAUUCAACUAAAUUAAGUCCUACUUUAAGUGAAAAAUUUGAAAGCCUUAUUUCAAAAUCAAAGCAUGAGCAUUUAUGUUUAUCAUCAAUUACCACAACUGAACCUUCAAAUCUUCAAACAAUUGAACAAACUGCCACAACACCAUUGAAUUCAAAAAAUGUCAAAGGAGACAAAAAUCAUUCAAACGAAAGCUUGAGCUUAAAUAAAAUUAAAAACAACAAUGCUGAGUCUGAAGUAAAAGCUUCAUGUUUUUAUGAUUAUAAAACAAUAUCACCUAAAAAUUUUAGUAUUGAACGAGUUACUCGUUCACAUUAUAAUCCUAAAGUAAAAGCAAACUUAUUUAAAGAUAAUAAGUCAACUAGUAAAAAAAGACCUAGAUCUACUAGCCGAGAACUAAAAACAAAAAUUAAUUUGUUUCCUGAUGUUAUACCACCAUUUAAAAAGAAGCCUAAAGAUAUAAAAUCAUUUAAAAAAGAAGAGGAAACCAAUUCUACUAAAAAAAAUGUAGUUAAAAAUACUAAGACUCCUAAACAAUCUUCUUCAAAAAAAAAUGUAUGGACAGAAUACAUGAAUCAAGAUAAACCCAAACGUAUUCUUAUGGAACAACACGACAACAGAAAAUUUUUCAAGUCUAAAGUGGUUCAUAAUGAUAUACUAAAUAAGAAAAAAGAUAAUGGUUUUAACUUUAAAGUUAUAAAUUGGAAUGAUGAAAAUAAUAUUAGUUCUACAGUUGAAGUCAAAGAAUCUAAUUUAAAUGUUCUAGAAAGAUUCAAUGAUGACAAUAUCAGUGAAAAUGAACAAUAUAUAAAUAAAUCAAUAGAAUUGUUAGAUGAUAGCUAUUUAACAGCUGCACAUAGUUUGCUACCAACUCCAACAUUAAAAAGAAAUUAUAAAGAUUCAGAAUUUUUAAAUAAAGAUGUCCAAAAUCAAAGCUCUAUUCUAAAACCAGUUUUAAUUAAGAAUGCUUAUGAUUUUUAUGAGGAUUGUGAUGUAGAAAAAUGUCUUUCUGCUUAUUCUUCACCAGCUGCUCAUCUAAAGGAUGUAUCAAAUACUUCAACUGAUUUUAAUGACACAAUUAUAGACGAAUCAGUUGAUACUUCAAUCGAUAUUAAUAAUACAAUUAUAAAAGAGUUUCCUGAUACUUCAGUUAAUGUAAAUGAAUCUCCACGAACAAACUUGUUCCCAAUUUUUAAUAAUGAAACACCUUCAUCUAGUCAUAUUAUUUGUCCUAGUGAAAAAAAAAAAAGUACAGUGCGAAAAACAAGAAAAAAUAUUGACAACACUCAAUAUCAGAUUUAUGCAGGACAAAAGAAAUUUGGUGGUUUUUUAUGCAAACAAUGUGGUCUUUAUUAUUCAAGAGGAGAACUAGAAGAUGAAGCAGAACAUGACAAAUACCAUAAAGCCAAGGAUAUUUUCAAGUAUAAGACCGUAAAAAAUGAAAAAGUUAUUUUUAAAGAUUUUGAUGAACGCAUAGUUGUAAUAUCUGGAUCAGAUUCUAAACUUUUAUGUUCAAAAGCUUUAGAAGUGAUGUCAUAUGUUGAUGCAGAACUUGGCUGCAGUACAGGACUUUCUGUUUUACCCACUACUAAAAAAGUUUAUUUGUAUAUAAAAAAGAAACAAGUGAUUGGAUGCCUAGUAAUAGAUUUUGUAUCUCGGGCUUAUCAGAAUAUAGAGACUGAAACAGAAGAUAUGAUUGUUGUAUCUGUAGAAUCAUAUCCUGUGAAAGCAGGUGUUAACAGUAUUUGGACAAAAUGGGAUUGCCGUAAAACUGGAAUUGCAAAAAAAUUACUAGACUUUUUUCGUAAAAAUUAUGCAUUUGGUCACAUAUUGACACUUGAUGAAAUAGCCUUUACAGUGCCUACACGUGCUGGUAAACAAUUCAUCAAAAAGUAUACAAACAAAAAUGAUUUUUUAGUUUAUACUGGGUGGUAAUUAUUGUGAUUUAUUAUUCUUCAUUAUAUAAUAUACAUUUUUCAUCAUAAUACAUUUUAUUGUAUUCUUUGUCAGAGUUUUGUCCUGAUUAGUUUUAGACAUUAAGGUCAAUUUAUGUAGUAUUAAAAAAUAAUUUAUUUUUGUUAAUUGUUAUACAUUUAUUAUUUUUUUGGACCAAGUGUUAUUUACAUUCUAGA